AGUUGUACAGUGGCCGGCGUGCUGAACACUCGGAAAAUUCAAAAAAGACUUUCUUCCUCUUCCAUUUAAUCCUAAUAAUUAUCGUAUAACUUCUCCACACAUCAUAUAGUCUGUUUGUGUGUGAUUAACACCUCAUCUUUUUUCUUUUCUUUAAAAACCCACUGUGUACCUCUUCUUCUUCUUCCCCACCGGUAGUGGGAUUUUCUUCAUUUAUUGUGAAAUAUUUUCUAGCUAAAAAGAACUUUUGCAACAUAUAAUUUCUUGUGUCGUUUUCUUUCAUUCCUUCGAAUUGUUCUUGUGUGAUUUUUUUGUGCCAUCCGGGUAGACAAAUUAAAUUCUCCAGACCACCGGAAAUGUGUCUUUUAAAGAGCGCAUUGUGAAUUAAAUUGUGUGACAUUCACCGAACUUUUACACCCAGAGAGACUUUCAAUGGCAGUGAAAAUUGUGUUAUUUAUCUAAAUUAAAUUCAAUCGCAAUCGAGCGCUGAUAUUAUUUUUUUCUCUAUGAGAAUUUUUUUUCUUCUUUUUGCGAUAAAUGAAUAAAAAUUUUCUUCAUCAGUACUUUUCUGUGGGCCAUCUUUUGAGCAACUAAUCACACACAUAGUUUAUUUGUACCGCACAACAAAAAAAAUGUUCCAAUACAAGUACCUCAGUGAUGCCCAUCUCAAAGGUUUUGAGCGAUACAAGUACAGCAGCGUGGACACGAGUUUGUUGUCUGUUUAUGUGAUGCAUCCCUUCUGGAAUUGGUGCGUCAAAUUCUUCCCACGCUGGUUAGCACCAAAUUUAAUCACCUUCACCGGCUUCCUUCUCACUGUUGCCACAUUCAUCCUUAUAGGAUAUUAUGAUUACAGUUUUACAGCUGCAGAUGAAGAUGAAAAUCCAAUUCCACGAUGGGUCUGGUUGGUGGCAGCUAUUGGAAUCUUCCUGGCAUACAAUCUCGAUGGGAUUGAUGGGAAACAAGCACGAAGGACUGGUACGAGUGGUCCACUGGGAGAACUCUUCGAUCACGGACUCGACUCAUAUUCAGCCGUUCUCAUACCCGUCUACGUGUUCACCUUGUUCGGUGUGACUGACCUCCCGCCCAUGAGGAUGUUCUAUGUGAUCUCCUAUGUGAUCUUCCUCAAUUUCUACCUCACGCACUUUGAAAAGUACAACACGGGUAUUAUGUUCCUACCAUGGGGCUAUGAUUUCACAAUGUGGGGUGUAACAAUUGUACUCACAUUAACAUGCUGUAUUGGACCAUGGAUUUGGCGAGAGCCAAUUCUCAACAUGUACAGCCCAGCUGAUGCAUUUUUUGCCCUCCUCGUGAUAUCCGCCAUAGUCACAAAUUAUCCCAUCAUCAUACGCAACAUCUACAGAUCCUACAAAGAUCGUACGGGAAAAAUGCGACCAUUCCUCGAAGCCAUUCGUCCAUUGAUGCCCCUUACAGGACUCUUUGCUAUCUCUCACUUUUGGAUGGUAUUUUCAAUUAAUAAUAUUAUCACACUGGAUCCACGGAUGCUCUUUGUUUGCUUCGGUACGAUUUUCUCAAACAUUUCUUGCCGCCUGAUUGUUGCCCAAAUGUCCGACACGCGAACAGAUUGCUGGAAUAGUUUGCUGUGGCUACUCUUGCUAGUCACCGGUGUAUCCACAUUUCCCUUCUACAGCAACUUCCAUGUGGACUUUUCUGCAAAUAUCGAAUUGGCCAUCGUGUACAUAAUCACGGGGAUUUCAACAGUCGCCCACAUUCACUACGGAACGUGUGUGGUGCGAGAAAUGUGCCAUCACUUCAAUAUCAAAUGCUUCCAAAUUUCAAGACAUUCGAAAGCCAACAUGCUGCUCUUUACGUAGAAAAUUCUGCAAGAAAAAAAAAAUCAAUUGUACAUAGUGCAAAACAUUAAAGCUCACAUAAUUAAAUUAAUUCUUCAAAUAAUUUUCAAGUCUUUCAGAAUGUUGAAUUAGUUUUUUUUUAUGUUUUGUGUUUUGUCUUUAUACUUACCAUUUUCAUUUUAUGUGCUUCCAGAGCUUUAUUAAUAUGUAGAAACAAUGUAUUUUAAACAAAACUAUUAACACACGAAUACACACAAGAGAUGUUGUUCUAAGCCUAAUUUUCUCAUAUCUUAUUAAAUAAUGAAACCCUUGCAAAAAAAAAACUUUUGGUUAUGUUUCCUUAAUCACUCCAUGGAGGAAUUGUUGGAUCCGUGGGCAGGGUACGUAGCCAAUAUACAUAAUCAGUCUCAAUAAAUCCUAAUUUCUCAAACAUUCUCCUCGAUGGAGCAUUGUCACAAUUCACAAAGGCAAAAGUAUCCAUUCUCAGAUCACACAGCUUCCUAAUCAUAGCUUUAGUAAUGAGUGUACCCAAACCACGUCGUUGGUACUCCUUAUCCACUUGAAGAGCACCCAGAGCACCAGCUUGGAGUCGAAAGCACCAAGCUACGAGUCUUCCAUCCUUUGUGUAGGCUCCAACAUUUGGAUUCCACGCAAUGAGUCUUUUCAGGAAGAAUAGUGAUCCAACAUGACGAUUUGGCCAUACACUAUCAGCAAGAACAGCAUCCUCCUUCACCAUGGGGCGAAGUUCAAAUUCACUUGGGCAACUACAGAGCAGAACGAAGGGCACAUAAAUAAACGCGUUGGAGAGAAUUUUGCGAAAGAGGAUACACAAAAAAAAUCUACUAACUCCACUAACACGGUCUCCCCUAAAUGACGUGGUAGGUAGUAAAGAACCGUCUUACUAUCGUAUUCCUUUUCCAAUCUUCUAGAUUCCACCAAAUGAAGAAUCGCCGGACGAUGUUUAGACACAAAGGAGCUUAUUUUGUAGCCCAUACGCCAAUCCAGCAGUUCAAGAGCUCUCUUCAGCUGGGAAUUCGUUUCAUCGAGACUGCAGACAAACAACUGAUACCGAUCCUAUACAUUGUACAGGGAAAUUAACAUAUGAUAUUACCAUAGAGAAUACAAAAUACUCAUUGAGAGCAUCUAAGAAAUAAUUUGCCUUAAAAUUAGGACAAGUACUUUGAGGUUUGAUUUAAUUGAAAAGACUAGCUUUUAUUUAGAAUCUGAUGGCCCAAAAAAUUACCGUCAAUCGAGGUUAGUUGAAGUACACAAAUUAUUUUAAGUUGAGAAUUAAAUAAAAAUUAAAAGACUAGAAUACUGUUAAAAGCUUUAGAACAUUUGAAAAGCCUUCUUAAUAGAAAGCUUUUUGUUCCACAUUUAGUUAGCAAUAAUCUUGAUUAUUUUAAUUAACCAGAAUAACAAUAAAAAUGUAAUGAAAUAAAAUUAAAUUUUAAGUCCAAUUGCUCA
Messenger RNA from Lutzomyia longipalpis, 3275 nucleotides. Its product is annotated as ethanolaminephosphotransferase 1. Lineage: Eukaryota; Metazoa; Arthropoda; Insecta; Diptera; Psychodidae. The coding region runs from base 630 to 1829 and encodes 399 amino acids. The record is from RefSeq and is a predicted model, not a curated record. Gene Ontology annotation, biological process: phosphatidylethanolamine biosynthetic process. The transcript is spliced from 7 exons. Gene Ontology annotation, cellular component: Golgi apparatus; endoplasmic reticulum membrane. Gene Ontology annotation, molecular function: ethanolaminephosphotransferase activity.